Molecule: messenger RNA, 5551 nt
Organism: Colossoma macropomum (tambaqui)
Lineage: Eukaryota; Metazoa; Chordata; Actinopteri; Characiformes; Serrasalmidae
Gene: trpc3
Product: transient receptor potential cation channel, subfamily C, member 3
Exons: 13
Coding region: 1-2754 (917 amino acids)
Biological process (GO): calcium ion transmembrane transport; regulation of cytosolic calcium ion concentration; manganese ion transport
Cellular component (GO): cation channel complex; membrane
Molecular function (GO): protein binding; store-operated calcium channel activity; inositol 1,4,5 trisphosphate binding
Source: RefSeq, a predicted model, not a curated record
AUGUCCGCGAGAAGCCGGGCGACCAGGUUCCAGAGAGGGGGGUCAGCGUCAGAGGGCGAAGAUGAGCAGCGCUGGAAAGAGGAGAACGGCGGUGUGGACGCACAUUACAUGAAGAGCGGGAAAACUGAGCGAGACACGGCGCGAGGCUACCGGUACAACAUGAAGGCCAUAGACACCUUCCCGGGCCGAAGAAUGACCCUGCAGCGAGAGAAAGGUCGCAGGCAGGCUGUCCGCGGACCGGCGUUCAUGUUCAACGCACGCGGGAGCAGCCUGACGGCCGAGGAGGAACGCUUUCUGGAUGCUGCAGAGUACGGCAACAUUCCGGUGGUGCGCAAGAUGCUGGAGGAGUCGCACACACUCAAUGUGAAUUGUGUGGACUAUAUGGGCCAGAACGGCCUGCAGCUCGCAGUGGGGAACGAGCACCUGGAGGUGACUGAGCUGCUCCUGCGGCGAGAAAACCUGGCGCGAGUGGGCGACGCCCUUCUUCUGGCCAUCUCCAAGGGCUACAUACGCAUCGUAGAGGCCCUGCUGGGCCACCCGUCGCUGGCCGGUGGAGAGCGCCUCACCCGCAGCCCCUGUGAGCUGCAGGACGACGACUUCUACUCGUACGACGAGGACGGAACGCGCUUCUCGCCCGACAUCACACCUAUCAUCCUUGCCGCCCACUGCCAGAAAUACGAGGUGGUGCACAUGCUGCUGAUGAAGGGUGCGCGCAUCGAGCGGCCGCACGACUACUUCUGCAAGUGCGCCGACUGCACGGAGAAACAGAGGAAAGACUCCUUCAGCCACUCCCGCUCCAGGAUCAACGCUUACCGCGGCCUGGCCAGCCCCGCUUACCUCUCGCUCUCUAGUGAAGACCCCGUGCUCACCGCCCUGGAGCUCAGCAAUGAACUGGCCAAGCUAGCCAACAUUGAGAAGGAGUUUAAGGAUAAAAAGAGGCAUAAAAAAGACACCAUGCAGCACAAUUGCAUCUCUCUGAAUGACUACAGGAAGUUGUCUAUGCAGUGUAAGGAUUUUGUGGUGGGCGUGUUGGACCUGUGUAGGGACACAGAGGAGGUGGAGGCCAUUCUGAAUGGAGAUAUAUCGGCCGAGCUGGAGGAAGGCCAGCAUCACCGCACGCUGCUCAGCAGAGUCAAGCUGGCCAUCAAAUAUGAAGUCAAGAAGUUCGUGGCUCAUCCUAACUGCCAGCAGCAGCUGUUGACGAUCUGGUAUGAGAACCUGUCAGGCCUGCGGGAGCAGCCCAUCGCUGUGAAGUGUCUGGUGGUGCUGGUGGUAGCUCUGGGACUCCCUCUCCUAGCUGUGGGCUAUUGGUUUGCUCCAUGCAGUAAGCUGGGGAAAGUGCUGCGGAGUCCCUUCAUGAAGUUUGUGGCUCAUGCUGCGUCCUUCAUCAUCUUCCUCUGUCUGCUUGUUUUCAAUGCGUCUGACCGCUUUGAGGGAAUCACCACUCUGCCAAAUGUCACGGUAACUGACCACCCGCUCCAGAUCUUCAGGGUGAAGACCACUCGCUUCACAUGGACUGAGAUCCUUAUCAUGGUGUGGGUGGCAGGUAUGAUGUGGUCAGAGUGUAAAGAGCUCUGGACAGAAGGGCCCAGGGAGUACAUCCUGCAACUGUGGAACGUUCUGGAUUUCGGCAUGCUGUCCAUCUUCAUUGCGGCGUUCACCGCCCGCUUCUUAGCCUUUCUGCAGGCCAUGAAGGCCCAAGAGUACGUGGAUGAGAAGAUCCACGCCGCUGACCUGUCUCUGGUCACGUUGCCGCCUGACAUCAAGUACUUCACGUACGCGAGGGAUAAGUGGCUUCCCUCAGACCCUCAGCUUAUCUCUGAGGGGCUAUACGCCAUUGCUGUGGUCCUGAGCUUCUCCCGGAUCGCCUACAUCCUCCCGGCCAACGAAAGCUUCGGCCCACUGCAGAUUUCCCUGGGGCGAACCGUUAAAGACAUCUUCAAGUUCAUGGUGCUGUUCAUCAUGGUCUUCCUCGCCUUCAUGAUUGGCAUGUUCAUCCUCUAUUCCUACUAUCUGGGUGCCAAGGUUAACCCUGCCUUCACCACAGUCGAGGAGAGUUUUAAAACCCUGUUUUGGUCCAUAUUUGGCCUGUCUGAAGUUUCCUCCGUGGUGCUAAAGUAUGACCACAAGUUUAUUGAGAACAUCGGCUACGUUCUGUACGGGAUAUAUAACGUUACUAUGGUCGUGGUUCUGCUCAACAUGCUCAUCGCCAUGAUCAACAGCUCCUACCAGGAGAUAGAGGACGAUGCGGAUGUGGAGUGGAAGUUUGCCAGGUCUAAACUGUGGCUGUCGUAUUUUGAUAACGGUAAAACUCUGCCGCCGCCCUUCAGCAUCGUGCCCAGCCCCAAGUCCUUCGUCCACUGCAUCAGCAAACUCAUCAGUCUGCUGCGCUGCCGCCGUCCCCGCCUGAACAAAGACGUGGAGCUCGGCAUGGAUAGCUCCAAAUCCAGACUGAACCUCUUCUCACAGUCCAACAUGCGCAUGACUGAGUCUCACAGCUUCAGCAGCAUCCUCAACCAGCCCACACGCUAUCAGCAAAUCAUGAAGCGGCUCAUAAAGCGCUACGUCCUGAAAGCACAAGUGGACAAAGAGAACGACGAAGUCAACGAAGGUGAGCUGAAAGAGAUAAAGCAGGAUAUCUCCAGUCUGCGCUACGAGCUGCUAGAGGAGAAGUCCCAGGCCACAGAGGAGCUUUCUGUGCUCAUCCAGAAGCUCAGUGAAAAAGUCAACCUGGCUCCCGUCCACACACCAUAAACAGAGCCUGGCACACAUACACAAACACAGAGUGGCCCUUCAGCGUUAGCCUGAUUCCACAUCGUUUCAUUCUGCUCUUCACGGUCAGGAUGAUAAAGUCCUUCUCUAUCUGAACUCCAGCUGUUCUCUGUGACUCACAGCUGAACUUUGACCGGGCAUUGAGUGACACUUUAUCUAAGUUCCGCCUUCGCUUCACUGACGACAUGCAAACCUGAAAACUCAGUCCAGGCCAUUUCCAGGUGUUUUAAAUGGAAUGCAGAUGUCACUUCUUAUUCUUACUGUGUCAUCUGGCCUAGCAAGUCAAUAGGAACAAUCAUGAUGACACUGCAGAAUUUCUCCCCUUCAUGCACUGACGCUGCUUUUUUCAUUGAACACUCUCACCAGAGCAAAUGACAUAAAUUGCCAUUGUUUAAUUUGGUAUUAAGUGUCACCUAUUGUCCUCUAAGAACAUUGGCUAAACCCUCCAAGAGCUUUUGUCUGUGCCAGAACUGGGAUUGUAUAUUGCCAGUUUCUCUGUUCAAGCAGGUAAACCGGUUCCCUUUGAUAAAUAUAUACUGGUUCAUUAAGAAGAGUCAAUAGCUUAGCUCAGAGCAUAGCUUAACCUGUUGAACCCUAGGCUUAUUAUUCAGUUAUUACCUUUAUAGCUUUACCUAUUGAACCCUAGGCUUAUUAUUCAUUUAUUACCUUUAGACUUAUUAUUCUAUAACAACAGCUUGUUUCAGUAACAACUAUGAGCCCAGCUACCAAAUCGACAUCCUGGGCACACGUUCAGAAUGGCUUUAAAAGUUGGAAACGUUAUUUUGUAGGCUCCCACAGAUUGUAUAAAGGCCUUCUCUUCCAAUGUCCUCACAUCGUUCUAAGAACGUCCCCAUGCUAUAAUAGUAAACGUUCACAUGUCGCAUCUUUGUAGCCUUGAUUUAAAAAGAUCUCCCCCUCCGUUUAGCACCAAAUGUGUUCAUGAAAUAACUCAACUUUAGAAAGAGGAGCUUCAGGCAUGCUCCUUCUAAAUUUUAGUAAUUUCAGAAAUCCAUUUCCAUAACUUCCAACCUAACAUCCAAUAAAUUUCCAUCUCUGCCUUCCAUUUCCUAUGAUGAUGGAAUCUAUUCCCUGUUGGUCAGGCUUUCAUAUCAGUUGCACUGUUCAUUAAGGGGGUCGGGGGAUGGUGGGUCUGGCCUUCUAGCUUAAAGCAGAAGCUGCCCAGAACUUGUGCUGUUCUCAGAGUUCUCUCCCCUCCUACAGUCGAACAGUCUCGUCUCAUAACACCACAUGGUCCAAACACGACAUCUAAAACCUACAUACUAAUUGUUUUAAACUCUUUCUACAAAAAUGGUUGGAUGUCCAAUGAUUAUUGUUCUCUGAAUGGUGUAACUGCAAAUCAGUUUCAGAGCAUGUAGUGGACUCGUUUGUACAUGAGGUUCUCAGUAGAAUAUUGCACAUAAUGCUGUUCAGAAGCUGAAACUAGAACAUCCGCUGAUGUUAGGUGGACGGCCCUUGUUAGCUGGAAACUAAAUGCAAGUUAUGUAGUAAUCAAAGUGGGAAACUGAAGCAUUCGCCCACAUACUGGUUAAACCCUGUGAGAUGAAUCACAGAGCUGUCUGGUUCUUUUCCUUCUUCUAAAAUGCUCUCCUUCAACUUUAGAGAGACUUGUCAGUUAAUGGUGGGCUGAUGAAUCACUUACUGUUCAGACUAAUAUGAGACAAAUAUGAGGAAACUUACUUCAUUUUCCUGAACUAAUCAGUGACACAACAAAUGUGAGUAGUGACAACAUUCUGGCAUUGACUGUACCAUAAAUCAAAUAUCUGUCGAUAUCUGUAUGGAGUCUCGUCAAACUCCAAGAUAGCAGCACAAAGAUGAUGAACCUGAUUAGGGCUGCCACUGUAGACUAAAUUAGCAAUUGACAAAUCUGCUGAUUAUUUUGAGUAAUUUGAGUAAUUCAAUUUUUCAAAAGAGGCUGAACAAUAAAAAUUUACUGAACUAGAAAAAAAAGAUUCAUGAACUUUCAAAGAUUCCAAAAUAUUUUACUGCUAAAAUAUAAACAACGGCUUUAAAAUGUAAAAGUGUGCGUUCAUUAGGCUCUGUUUCUUCUUGGAAGGGAGGACUGUAGGAGAGUUGAAAAAAAUGCAUUGUCAUCAUACGACUGCCAACUAAUCAUGGCUGAGUCAUCAAGAAGUAGAAUUUGAAUCAUUUUUGAAUUGAGUAAUCAUAACACUGAAACCUAGGGAUGAACCGAUAUCAUCAUUUCAUGUUGCUAUGUGUCAAUGUCAUACAUAAACAUUAACAUUUACUUCUGUAGGGUUACAAAUGCAGUCAAAGCAAUCAAUUGCAGAUAAUUUAGCACAGCAAUUCAGCAUCACCUAAAAGUUCUGCUCUCCUGGAGUUCAUACAGCAUCAAAUCUCCUUUUAACAUGUGUUACAUCUAAAUAUCUGCCCAAAGCCGAUAAUAUUUAUUUUAUAAUUAUCUGCUUAUGCUGAAAUGAUCGUGCAUCCCCACCUGAAGCUGAUACAGAACACACUGCUGCACAGUGUCUGUGUCACUAACAUGAGGAGCUGUAGGCAAGUCAGUCACAUAGUGGGAGUCACAUAGAGUCCGAUUAGAGCAAGGAAGCAUCAUCUAGCUACUGUGGCCUGGAAGCAGUUUUACAGGUUUGUGCUGUACAUACACUGGACGUGAAGUGAGGCCUGAUUUCAUUCAUAUACGUUACAGUGAAUGAUUCUGUGUGGUAGGUACAGAAUCUAAAACAUGGGUUUGGCUUGUCUGCUUAUAUAUCUAUUUAUAAUAAUUUAUAUAAUGAUUUAU